Rubroshorea leprosula is the source of this 1471-nucleotide messenger RNA. The record is from the annotation of a GenBank genome assembly. NCBI's taxonomy places the organism in Eukaryota, Viridiplantae, Streptophyta, Magnoliopsida, Malvales, Dipterocarpaceae.
GACCUUUUCUUUUUUCCUCCUCCGUUUCCCUCCGCAAACCACCCUCCAUAAAAUACACAGAAACUAGAAAUUAAACGCAAAAAUUAUGGCUUCUGAUCUAGAGAAAGAGUCGCUUUCCGAACUGAAGCUUCCCCUGUUCUCAAUUUCAAACACCCAUCUACGAAUGCAGUCCCCGGAGAGGUCAGGGGCGUCGACCCCGCCCUCCGCCUCCGUCCCAUUUCACUGGGAAGAGGAACCGGGGAAACCCAAGCCCUGCACUGCGCUUUCAACUUUUACGAUUCCGGAUGAUUUCGCCAAGAAAUGUCUGGAACUGCCCCCGAGGCUGCUUGUGGAUGCCAAACAGUACUCCUCGCCCACCACCGUCCUCGAAGGUCCGUACAUCGGCUGGUCUUCGAGGUUUCAGUCUUUCAGAAUAGCCAAAAACUCCUCGCCCUCCACCCAACUCUUGGAUGGUUCGACAUACAUCGGCCGGUCGUCGAGGUUCCAGUCUUAUUCAUUCAGAAUGGGAGGCCAGUGCUACGGUUCUUUCCGUGCCACCGGUGAUUCCAGCCCGGAACCGGCUCUGCCUUAUGAAUCCUUGACUGUUAGCAAGAAAUCCCAGAAAGAGAAAGGGAAUAUUCUUGGCUUCUGGAGGAGAAGGACCUUGACGUGUAGAAAAGAGGUUGCCGGGGGUAGUUACAUCUUUCCAUCUUCUGAGGACAAAGAAAAUGAUUCCGGUCGUCAAGGGGAAGACAUCAGCCGCAGUACCACCGUGAAGAUCACCACGAUUAGAAGAAUGGGUAGCUCUGCUAAUCUUCCCCACGCCAGGGCCCAUUUCUGGGCUAAUAUUUAUGAAGGAUUGAAGCAGGCAGUUCCAUGGAAGAAUAGAAGGGUGAAAAAGGAGAAGGAAGGGCUCAUGAGCUGACCCAUAGGCUGUAUCAUUCCCUCUUUCUUCUGGCACUUUUUAGGUACAUCCAAAUUGAGUGGUGUUUUCCCUAUGUCUUUUUCUGAAAAUGAAAAAUGAUGUAUCUAAGAUCACCAAAAAAAUAAAAUUGUAAAAUUAAGGCCACAUUAUUGCUUUGAUUCUCUCGUGGUUGUGGGGCUGUUCCCUUUUUUUGUGGGGCUGUUCUGUGCAUGGUGUUUUGGAUUUGGUUAUCAAUUGGACAAGGGAUGUCAGUAGCUUUUCUGAAAACUUAUGGUGAUAGUUAUAGGCAGCAUGUUCUUAGGCAGCAUGUUCUUAGGCAGUGAGAUGAAAUGUUAGAUCCAGCUAAGCAACCCUUGCAGGUUGCACGGUGUUUUUAGAUGGUUACACCAAUGGCUGCAGCCUACUUGUUUUAGCGUGUUAAUUUAUGUUGAAGUUUCCAAAUGUAGCAGCAAUAACCGUUGGGAUCUUUUGUAGAUAUAUUGUUGGGCAGAAUAAGUAUGAAGUAUGCCAAUGAUACAAGUAUAUUAGUGGUAAUUUUUUUAUUAGAAAUAAAAAAUUUUGACUUUG